Molecule: messenger RNA, 1948 nt
Organism: Symsagittifera roscoffensis
Lineage: Eukaryota; Metazoa; Xenacoelomorpha; Acoela; Convolutidae
Product: splicing factor 3A subunit 3-like
Exons: 6
Coding region: 46-1596 (516 amino acids)
Biological process (GO): mRNA splicing, via spliceosome
Cellular component (GO): spliceosomal complex
Molecular function (GO): RNA binding
Source: RefSeq, a predicted model, not a curated record
CUGUGUUGAGUUAAUUAGUUCAUAGACUGAUUACAACUGAUUUGUAUGGAGCCUGUUUUGGAGCAGCAGCGUCGCUACCACGAAGAAAGAGAGAGGAUCAUAGAGACAUGUGUGGCUGAACAGAUGGCAAAGCAUGAGACGCACAUUGAGAAGCUAGCCGGACAGCACAGAGUGUUUGACCUCCGCCAGAGAUAUCUGCAGACCACUGGGGAGUUGGUGGAUCUUUACAGAGAUAGAGACCACUCUAGGAGAGAUGAGAUCCAGGCCAUCUCAGCCCCAAACGAGUUCGAGGAGUUCUACAACAGAUUCAAAUCUAUCAAAGAUUUUCAUCGACGACACCCGGGUGAAAUCUCAGUUCCACUCUCAGUCGAGUUCCAGAACAUGCAACUUGCAAGAGGAGAUCCCAAAAAGUGCGAGGAGUCGCUCCCCGUUUUGUUUUCAGACGAAGAGGACUUCGGACGCUACCUGGACAUGAAUGCGCUUCACCAACAGUAUUUGAACUUGAAGUCAGUCACUUAUGUCGACUACAUCACAUAUUUGGCCACUUUCGACCGCCUGUUCGAGUACCCGCGCGAGAACAAAAAUGCAGAGUAUAAACGAUAUCUGAAUGCAAUUGUAGAUUACUUCUAUGAUUUUUACACGAGAGCAAUGCCUCUGCAUGAUAUAGAUAGUGAGAUUGCGGUUUUGAAGGAUGAUUUUGAAGUCAAGUGGGAAGGUGGAAUUUUUCCAGGCUGGGGCAAGGAUGGAUCGGGAGUGUUAAGUCAAAGUGGAACCAGACUUGAUUUGUCAGCAUUUUCAUCUUCAGAAGAGCUUAUGUCAUUAGGCCUUGACAGACUAAAAUCAGCUCUUCAAGCUCUUGGGCUCAAAUGUGGAGGCACGUUAGAAGAAAGGGCGAAACGUCUGUUUGCAACGAAGGGUAAACGAGUCUCGGAGCUGGAUCCAAGUCUGGUCCAAUCCGGAAAGGCCCUGAGCUCGUGGGGAAUCACUGGCAACAUGAAAGCCAAGGAGAUUGCCAGUCUGGAAGCAGUCAUUUAUGGACUGACGGAAAAAUUGGGUGACAUCAGAGAAAGUACUCAGGAGAACGCACAGAGGAAACAGGCGAGAAGUGCGGCUGAGAGACAGGAGGAGUUGGAGGGGGCUGAGGGGGGAGGAGGUGGGGGUGGGGGAGUGGACGGGGAGGGGGAGGAGAGCGACGGGCCAGAUGAAGACGAGGACGUACCGUACAAUCCCAAGAAACUUCCUCUGGGAUGGGACGGAAAACCGAUUCCCUACUGGCUCUACAAACUGCACGGACUCAAUAUGUACUACAAGUGUGAAAUAUGCGGAGGCGCCGAAUACAGAGGCCCGAAGGCAUUCUUACGUCACUUCGCCGAGUGGAGACACGCGUAUAACAUGCGUAACUUGGGUAUACCAAAUACAGCACAUUUCGCUAAUGUAACUAGUAUAGAAGACGCCAAAGCACUUUGGGAGAAGAUUAAGAAUCUGAAGACGGCUGAAAGAUGGCAACCUGACGUGGAAGAGGAGUUCGAAGACAGUGUCGGCAACGUGCUCAACAGAAAGACUUUUGACGAUAUGAGACGUCAGGGAAUUCUGUGAUUCUGUUAUUUCCUCUUUCACUCAGAAUAGAAGCUCGAAAUUGUAAAAGCAUUCAAAAGUCCAAAAGUAUUCAAAAGUAAAUUGCCAAAUUAUUUGAAACUUGUAAUACGGCGAUUUUGUGGUCUUGUAGAUAUCAUUUGAAUAGCAAGAUCAAGAUAAAAUUAAAAGACAAAUUUAGUUUACAGGGCUCGAAACAUAUUUGAAAUCUUUAAUGCGUGCUUUUGGACCGUUUAAUGUUUUUGAUCAGUGCAUUUGAUAAGCUAGAGACUAUUUUGAGCUGAACUAAACUCGUUUCCUGUUUUAAAUAGAUUUGUGAAGUUAGAAUAUAUCUGAAUUGAUUUUGUCUUUCUGU